Messenger RNA from Salvia hispanica, 935 nucleotides. RefSeq names its product dormancy-associated protein homolog 4-like. The record is from RefSeq and is a predicted model, not a curated record. NCBI's taxonomy places the organism in Eukaryota, Viridiplantae, Streptophyta, Magnoliopsida, Lamiales, Lamiaceae.
GUACAUCACCCAGCUCCACUCCACAGUCUCACUCAUUUCUCAUUUUAAUUUUAUUUACCUCUUUUGAUCUCAUCUUCCUUCUCUUCAACACACAGAUAGAUCUCUUCCAAAACUAUAUCGUCUAGCAAACAUCCUAUUUUACACAACAGCAAGGAAAAUAAAAGUAAAAUAGUAACUAAAGUUUCUGCUAUUUUAGAAUCAAAUUUCCAACACAAUGGGACUUCUCGACAAACUAUGGGAUGAAACUCUAGCUGGUCCAACGCCGGACUCCGGCCUCGGCAAACUUCGCAAAUACAACUCCUUCUCCGCCAGAUCUAGCGCCGCACCGCCGCCGGAUCCGGUGCCUCCGCCCCCGAUCAACAAGAUUUCUCCGAGCAUCCCCGUCCCUGGAAGCGGAAUUAAUAAUUAUCGUAAUCUUACAGUUUCCGUGGAUCCGCCGUCGCUUCCGUCGUCGCCGUCGUGCUCCAGCACUCCGACCUCGCCCUUUACGCCAAAUACACCUGGGGCUGCGGGGAAUUUUAAGAAGUUGACGAGGAGAAAAUCGGCAACCGCUGCUGUGCCAAACUCUGUGGCCAAGUCUCCAACUGGUUAUGAUUGGAUUGUGCUGAGUGCUUUGGAUCGUUAAAUAUGAGCAUGUUGAUGCUGAUCCUUUGGUGGCGUGGCGGCUUUGUGGAUAAGAUCGAUUCAAAUCGAUCUUUUGCGGGAGAGUUUGUCGGAUCACACACGCCAUGUUUUCCUAAGAUAUCCCUUUUGUGUGCAUAUUACCCAAUAAAAUGGUUUUCUUGCUUAACUUAAACUCCUGGAUUAUUCAAACUUUUUGUUUAAGUUUAAACUCAAAUAGUACUACUACAGUUUACUGUUCAAUAGAUGUGGAUGAUGGUGCAGUUGUACAUCUUUUGGUUAAGUGAUUAAUUAUAUUAAGUUAGCUUUGCACA